AACUGUCGAACGUGGCGAAUUGGGAAAUUAUGUCAUUACAAUUUGCAAAUUUGCUUUACUCACAAACGCAGCAAUAUUGUAAGCGGUAAUUUGCAAAUUGUAAUAAUAUCAUUUCCCACCUCAGCACGUUCGGCGUGCAAGGUGGAAAAAGGCGUCAUUUCCAGGGGACAAUAGCGAGUAGCUUAGCAACAAGCUAGCCUGUGACGUUAGUGAUAACUCUAAUGUUGAUGGUUACCUUCUCAAAACAGAAAUUAGUAUGGUCGAUCAGUUUAACCAAGUACUGUGUAUCUAUAUUAACGGAUAUAAAGUCAAUACUGCUAUAAAUUAAUUUAAAAGUAGAGAAAGAGCAUUUUACACAAUUCACAGUGUGCACGGUCACGUUGAUUUGACGUCACUCCGUAAACAGGGUAAACAGUGGUAGUUGAGGCUACCACAAGUUGGCGAGGUGAAAUUUCAAGUUGUCGCGGCCUUUUGUGGCUUUUACCAGUUGUACGCGGGGAAUUACAAGUUGCAACUUCGCCUCGAACGCAGCAAUAUAAAUACGCUAAGAUAUCUUUUACUGAAAAUACACGGCUCGAACUCUGGCUAAGCUUGUCGAUGUUUUGAUUCAUUUUUUUGGAUUCGCUGCAAAUGGGCAGAAUGAGUCUGUCGUUAAGGGCCGAUCUAUCUGCUGACAAGAAUAAACAAAAGAAGAGAGAACUAACUGAUGAACAGAAGGAUGAGAUUAAAGAAGCGUUCGAACUCUUUGACACCGAUAAGGAUAAAGAAAUAGACUAUCAUGAACUAAAGGUGGCAAUGAGAGCUCUUGGUUUUGAGGUGAAGAAAGUUGAUGUUAUGACGAUCUUAAAAGACUUCGACCAAGGAGGCACUGGAAAAAUAACUUAUGAAAUUUUCAAAGAAGUUGUGACAGACAGGAUAUUGGAUCGGGACCCAAAAGAAGAAGUUCUGAAGGCAUUUAAGCUGUUUGAUGAUGAUGACUCUGGGAAGAUCAGCCUGAAGAACCUGCGGCGUGUGGCUAGAGAGCUAGGAGAAGACAUGAGUGAUGAAGAGCUGAGGGCUAUGAUUGAUGAGUUUGACACUGAUGGAGAUGGUGAGAUUAGUCAAGAGGAGUUCCUUUCUAUUAUGACCGAAGACUCCUGAGCUUUACAGCGUGAUCAGCUCUUACCAAACAGACUGUAGCAUGUGGACCUCAGUCAUGAUAUGGCUUCAUGUUCAGAAAAGACGCUUAAAAAUGUAAUCACUAGUGUGUACACCCUGUAAAGCUUCAUUUGACUACUACAGAGAGGUACUAGAUUUCUGUUUCACAAGAUGUUAGUAAUGUAACAGUAAAUGUUCUAAAUGCUGAAUAUUCUUAAGCAUUGGAUAAUGUGACUACCACCGAUGAACAGUAACUGAGCGAUUAAAUCUGGUAUCAUUUCUGUAGUUUGUUAUGUUGCUAGUGAAGUUAAAUAACUCAGUUUUGGUGUUGA
Messenger RNA from Pangasianodon hypophthalmus (striped catfish), 1469 nucleotides. RefSeq names its product centrin 3 (gene cetn3). The record is from RefSeq and is a predicted model, not a curated record. Bases 631 to 1140 code for a protein of 169 amino acids. Gene Ontology annotation, molecular function: calcium ion binding; microtubule binding. Gene Ontology annotation, cellular component: microtubule organizing center. Gene Ontology annotation, biological process: spindle pole body duplication. The transcript has 5 exons. NCBI's taxonomy places the organism in Eukaryota, Metazoa, Chordata, Actinopteri, Siluriformes, Pangasiidae.